CUGCAUUUGAACAAUGGAGUCCGACCUAGAGUUCGGCAAGGCCCUCGUCCGGCAACUGCUGGCAGAUGAGCCCUGCCAAGGUGAGACGGGAGCGCCGUCCGCGCGCGCGAUCCAGAACAAGGUCGAGUUGGCGUCUUCAGCGACGGCAGUAUGCUAUAGCCUCGAGCUCAUGGACGGCAGCACCAUUCCUUUCCGACUGGGCGUGUCUGCUUCCUAUGGCAUGGUUCUGAAAGCCAUUCAAACUGAGAUGACGACAAAGUUAGGAAAUCGACGUAUUUCAUGGAAACAUUUGUGGCGACGGCACGAUUUACAAUGUGAUGGAGCUUUCGUGGAUGUCCCUCGCGGGUCACAGCGUCCCUUUACUGAGUACCUUCCACCCCGUCAAAAUCACUCCCAGCCGUUGGUUCUCCGCAUCGUGCGAACUCGCGGCAAGAACAAAUGACUCAGCCUAGUGACGACCACUUUUGUUCAAUCGCUCACGGCGGCAAUGAUAGCAGCAUCGUGGACAAGCACGUCGAUUAUGUCGUAUGCCAUUUGCCUUGGCAAAGAACCAUUCGUGGCCUGCAGUACAUAGAUGCUUUAGCAGAGCCAUGGGGGAUGCAAACUUGAACUACCGGUAGUCUUCUCGU
Aphanomyces invadans is the source of this 629-nucleotide messenger RNA. RefSeq lists its product as hypothetical. NCBI's taxonomy places the organism in Eukaryota, Oomycota, Saprolegniomycetes, Saprolegniales, Verrucalvaceae. The transcript has 3 exons. The record is from RefSeq and is a predicted model, not a curated record. The coding region runs from base 14 to 442 and encodes 142 amino acids.